UGGGGGAAAAAAAAGGAAAAGCGCGAAGCCGCGAACAAUAGAAGACUCGGACCUCCCCCGAUCCCCCCGCCGCCGCCGUCCCGCCCUCCCAAGAGGCGCUUCUCCACCUUCCGCUUCCGGCUUCCACGUUUUUACCUCUCCGUCCGUCGGUCCGCCCGCGCGCGUAACCCCAUCAUUGCGCCAUCACCCAGCCACCCGCAUUGGCCAUCGCCGCGCCGGACGACCAGACCAAAUGCCACCGAUCGCCAUAAUGGCGGGCAGGUACGAGUAGGAAGGAGAGGGGGGUAUGGGUAUACACUGCCCGCCUGCUCCAUCACUCCACUCCAGUCUCCAGAGACCUCUGAAGAGCCCGCGUCGUACUUGUACCCGUUCGUUCGCGCGCCCGCAGCGUAGCGCAGGCACGCCACGCGAUGGGGUGCAAGGGGUCCAAGCUUGACGACCAGGAGGCCGUCGCGCUCUGCCGCGCCCGCGCCGAGCUGCUCGCCGCGGCCGUCCGCCACCGCUACGCGCUCGCCGACGCGCACGCGGCCCUCGCGGACUCCAUCGACUCGGUCGCCGCGCCGCUGCACCGCCUCCUCCGUCUGCAGGCUCAGCCGCGGGGGCUCGUACUGCCCUCCGCGCGCAAGGGCGGUGGCGCGCCCGCGAACCGGUUGCUGCCGCGCUCCUUCGACCCGUCCUCGGCGCUGCCUGCCCACGGCCAUUCCUCGCAACCCCAGUUCGGCGCGUCGCCGGGAUCCGAGCCGGCGCCGACGGCCGACUCGCCUCCGCGCCGCCGCCGCCGCGUACCCGAGCAGCUGCCGCACCCGCAUUACGCCGCGUACGGGUACGACUACGCGACGCAGCCCGCGUACGCGUAUCCGGCGCCGGCGAGCUCGCUGCAGUUCUACUACGCUCGCAGCCGCCCGCCCCCCGCGUCAGUCGCCGUCACGCAGCGCGCGCCGGGGACGUCGGAGCGCGUGCACUUUGGCUCGUUCGACGCGGCGGGCGGCUACCCGCAGCACUACGCCUACAGCGCCCAGCGGGCCCAGGCCCCGCCUCCGGUUGCGCCGCAGCGGUCUGCUCCGCCUUCGCCUCCGAAGGCGAGCUCGUGGGACUUCCUGAACGUGUUCGAGAACUACGACUCGUACGAACACGACAGCUACUACUACGACUCCGCCACGGCACCUGCUGCGCCCGCGGCGCCGUUCAUGCCGAGCCGGAGUUCGCGGGAGGUGCGCGAGGAGGAGGGUAUUCCGGACCUAGAAGACGACGGCGAGGAAGACAGCGUGGGCGUGGUCGUGAAAGAGGUGGCCGGGCAGUACUCAGCACCUGGGAAUGGCGGUGCCCGUAGCCGGCGCAACUCGCUCGGCGGUGCCAGUAGCACCGCCGAGCUCGACCAGCCGGAGAAUGCUAUCGCCCAUAAGGACGUCAUCGGCGAGUUUCGGCGAAGGCCAACAGCACAUGGUAAUGUGUCGGUGCACGCGCCACCACCUCCCGCGCGGAGGGUCGUCGACAAUGCGAGUGUAGCUGGCGAAAUCAAGGCACAGCUUGUCCGCACGGCCGAGGCGGCUAGGCAGCUCGCGCCGAUGCUCGAAGUCGGAAGGCCAAGCUACCAAGGCCGCAGCUCAGUCUACCAAUGUUCCUCAAAGAUGAUGUCGGCUAUCUCCGUGGCUCAUUUGGGGUGCAAAGACAUGGACGUGUUGGACGUCGGAGUGGUAGGGAAGAUGGUGGACACGCGGAGCCUAUCCUCGGCACUUGACAAGCUCUAUUUCUGGGAGAGGAAGCUGUAUGCUGAGGUCAAGGCUGAGGAGAAAACGCGCCUACUUAUUGCCAAGAACUCCAAGCGACUGAAAUUAUUAGAUCAAAAGGGUACAGAGCCUGAAAAGAUAGAUGAAACUCGAAAUUUGUUGAGGAAGCUUUCAACAAAGAUAAGGAUAGCUGUGCGCGUUAUUGCCAAGAUUUCAAGAAAAAUAAACAAAUUAAGGGAUGAGGAAUUGUGGCCACAAGUUAACGCUUUGAUUCAAGGGUUUGUACUAAUGUGGCAAGAUAAAUUGGACGCGUACCAUAGUCAGUGUCAAGUGAUAUCAGAAGCCAAAAACUUUACUUCGGUUUUGUCAGGUGGAAAUGGCCAGGAUUUGGUGUUAGAGCUUGAGGUAGAGCUGAUUAAAUGGAUCAUCAGUUUUUCUUCUUGGGUGAAUUCACAAAGGAACUUUGUAAAGGCACUGAAUGGAUGGCUAGCACUCUGUCUUAACUAUGAGCCUGAGGAUAAUACUACUGGAGCUCCAUCUUACUCACCAGGAAGCAUUGGUGCUCCACUGGUUUUCGUUACCUGCAACAAAUGGUCUCAAGCCAUGGAUCGGAUUUCUGAGAAGGAUGUGGUUAAUGCCAUGCAAGCUCUAGUGUCUAGCGUGUGGCACCUAUGGGAGCAGCAGUAUCUUGAGCAAAGUGAACAAAUAAUCUCGAUGCGAGAAAGGGAAAAAUGGAUCAAGAUUUUAGAGAGAAGAACCCAGGAUAUUAAUAAGGAGGCUGAUGAGCUAAACAAGAAGUUGGCGUUAAUACCAAGCCGGCAAAGGAUGCAUGUGCCUCGGAGAGUACAACUGUAUGAGGCGCACUGUGUUGAGGCAAGUAACUUGCACAUAAAUCUGAGGCUGGUUCUUGAAGCUUUAGAGAACUUUGCUGCCAAUUCACUGCAAGCUUUCCAGGAUGUGGCAAAAAGUGCUGAAGGGACAAGACUGCCAAGAGAUAAUGUGAGAAGAGAGCACCGUAGUUCGGAAAGAAGUUCAAACUACAAAACUAGCUAGUUAGAUUUGAAUCUAUUCUUAUCUAGGUGGGAUGAAAAUAUAAUGUGAGGAGAGAUGCAGAUCUGGUAGCGUUCAGGUGUGGUGGCUUCCUGUGCAGAUGAAACUUGGAUGGGGUCUUGCAUUGUGCCACAGGUAAAACAACUUGAAUGGGGUUUUGAGCUGUUGAAGAUCUGACAUUGAAGAAGUUUGGGGGUGAGUGAUAGAAUUUUUUUUGGGGGGCAAGAAUUAAAAGAAAUCCUACCAGAAAGAGAGUUUGGACAGUGUUCAGGUUCGUUGUUUGCCUUGGUUCAGGGACGUGUAUAUACCCCUCGUGGCCUCGUUGAACAACCGCGAGGUUAUACUGGGUGCGAAGACCGAGCAGAAAUAUGCGGUACGGCUGUCGCUUCUACGAAUGGUCCUCUCCAAAAUCAAAGCAGUUGGAUUUUGGUUACAUGUGCAUUCCUGAACGAUCUUUUGCCACACGAACUUGUACAUAUUUAUGGUGUAUCUGCAAUCAUCUUACUUUGCAGAAGUCUUGUAGGCCGGUAGCAAUUGAGCUGUCCGUGUUUCCAGCAGACUCUGAAUUUGUUGUUUCCUGUAAAUUACAUUUUAACUUUUCCUUCUCCAAGACAAUGCUAACGCAAACAGUUUGGCAGCAAAACGAACUGAAAAGAGGGACUCCUCACGGUGGACGCAUCGUCGCUGACGGAUUGGUGGAUUCUGUUAGCAUGUGAAGCUACGAAGCUAUGUCUUACAUUUAUAUUAAGAGAUCAUUAAUAUAAACUUAGGUCGGUUAAUUAUAUCAGGUUUAUCUUCAAGC
Molecule: messenger RNA, 3579 nt
Organism: Zea mays
Lineage: Eukaryota; Viridiplantae; Streptophyta; Magnoliopsida; Poales; Poaceae
Product: BZIP transcription factor
Exons: 4
Coding region: 411-2780 (789 amino acids)
Source: RefSeq, a predicted model, not a curated record